Messenger RNA from Spinacia oleracea (spinach), 1684 nucleotides. RefSeq names its product serine carboxypeptidase-like 18. Gene Ontology annotation, molecular function: serine-type carboxypeptidase activity; acyltransferase activity, transferring groups other than amino-acyl groups. Gene Ontology annotation, biological process: secondary metabolic process; proteolysis. The record is from RefSeq and is a predicted model, not a curated record. The transcript is spliced from 14 exons. The coding region runs from base 67 to 1488 and encodes 473 amino acids. Lineage: Eukaryota; Viridiplantae; Streptophyta; Magnoliopsida; Caryophyllales; Amaranthaceae.
CCAUUCACCAAUAUAAAAACCAGAGUACAAAAACGAGUGUUAAAAAAUUUGUGCUUCGACACAAAUAUGUCUACACCGAAAAAACUGACGCAAAUAAUCUCUCUCCUCCUCCUCGCCGUCGCUUUCUUUCCGGCGCCGUCGUACUCCGGCAAGACAGUCGAUUAUCUCCCUGGUUUUUCCGGCAAGCUCCCUUUCGAUCUCCAAACUGGAUACAUAGAAGUUGGAGAUUCAGAGCUAUUCUACUACUUUGUUGAAUCAGAAGGGAAUCCAAAGCAAGAUCCUUUGCUACUUUGGCUCACUGGAGGUCCUGGUUGUUCUUCUUGGAACAGUCUUGUUUAUGAAAUUGGGCCGCUAGAAUUCGACCUUGAUGCAUCAUUGGAAGGAGGUCUUCCUCAGUUGAGAUCUUAUGAACAUUCUUGGACCAAGAGUGCUAGCAUAAUAUUUUUAGACUCACCAGUUGGAACAGGAUUCUCCUACUCUACAACUCCAGAAGGAUGGCCAACCUCAGACACAGAAGCAUCAAAUGAAGCUUAUCAAUUUUUAAUGCAGUGGGUGGCAGAAAAUCCGCAAUACCUUGAUGUUCCAUUCUAUGUAGGUGGUGAUGGAUACUCCGGAAUAAUUGUUCCGUUGAUCACAAAAUUAGUAGUUGAAGGUAAUGAAGCUGGAGUGCAGCCACGCUUAAACUUAAAGGGAUAUUUAGUGGGAAGCCCGAAUACAGAUGAUUUCAUUGACUCCAAUUCGAAAGUAGAGUUCGCUCAUAGGAUGGCACUCAUAUCAGAUAUCACUUAUAAUAAUGCCAAGAAGUACUGCAAAAAGAACUAUGUAGACGUGGAUCCAGAUAACACACAAUGUAUCCUUGCUCUUGAUGAUUAUGAGAGGUGUGUUAGGGGCAUAUGGCCUAACCAGAUUCUGGAGCCAAAAUGUACACUUGGUAGACCACAAGAUGAUAGAUGGACUAGAAGAUCUCUUCAAGAGGACCCCAAUGAAUUCAUUCUUUCAGUUCCUCAAGUUUCAAAUCUUUGGUGCCGGAAUUUCAAUUAUGGUCUGUCUGAUUCCUGGGCAAAUGAUGAAGCAGUCCAGGAUGCCUUGCACGUCCGCAAGGGAACUGUAAACCAAUGGAGCAGGUGCAACCAGACUAUAUCAUACACGAAAGAUCAACCAAGUGUUGUUCAAGUUCAUCAAAAUCUCACUAACUAUAACCUGAGGUUAUUAGUAUACAGUGGUGAUAGAGACAUGGUUGUUACAUUUGUCGGAGUUGUCCAAUGGAUAAAGUCCAUAAAAAAUUCCGCAAAUCUAACUCUUUCAGAUAAAUGGCGUCCAUGGUUUGUUGAAGGUCAAGUUGGAGGGUAUACAAGGAAGUACGAAAAGAAUUCCGAUUAUUUCCUGACAUAUGCGACUGUGAAGGGUGGAGGUCAUACAGCUGCAGAAUACUACCGUAAAGAAUGCUACGAAAUGUUCAAUAGAUGGGUAUCACUCUAUCCUCUAUGAUGCAAACCUUUUCAUCUAGUUUUGCAACUUAUUUUGCUCAAGUUGUUCCACUUAAUCUAGUUACAGUUGUAGGGUUUGUAAUUGUAUCACUUUUAGUCGAAGCAAAUUUGUACCCUUAUAAAGGGAGAGCAAGCCUUUGUUAUGAUUGUAAAACUGAACAAAAAUAUGAUAUGUAUUCCCUUAAUUCUUCUUUGUA